Messenger RNA from Cuscuta campestris, 474 nucleotides. NCBI's taxonomy places the organism in Eukaryota, Viridiplantae, Streptophyta, Magnoliopsida, Solanales, Convolvulaceae. The record is from the annotation of a GenBank genome assembly.
GGUGUGCCAUGCGAUUACGAUGAAGACGAAGUGGAUUUUGACGUGCUCGGAUGGUGGAAGCGGAACGAACACAUGUUCCCAUGUCUCGGCAUGCUAGCAAGACAAGUGUUAUCCGUUCCGGUAUCAACCGUAGCAGUUGAACGAGAAUUCAGUGCUGGCGGCAACAUUCUAACCGACUUUCGAAGUUGUCUUAGCGCUGAAUCUCUUGAAACACUUGUUUGCAACCAAGAUUGGCUCUUGGCAAGACGUCGAGCUCAAGAGUCAACGUACCAACUCGAAUCGGAGCAUUACAUGAAUGUAACAACAGAUGGAAGUCCGAGUUCUGAAGAAUAAGUUAUAAUUUUUUUUGUUAAUGUAAAUAUGUAAUUAGUUUUUUUAGCUGAGCGAUAUAUAAGCUCCUUCGAGGGUUUCUUUACGGUUCUUUACCUCGUCGCUUUUUUUGAACCGUCAGGAUAUUAAAUGUGGUUGUUCUUC